Messenger RNA from Trichomonas vaginalis G3, 1341 nucleotides. RefSeq names its product cyclin-dependent kinase inhibitor 2C-related family. NCBI's taxonomy places the organism in Eukaryota, Parabasalia, Trichomonadida, Trichomonadidae. The record is from RefSeq and is a predicted model, not a curated record. Gene Ontology annotation, cellular component: cytoplasm; nucleus. Gene Ontology annotation, molecular function: protein binding. The transcript has a single exon. The coding region runs from base 1 to 1341 and encodes 446 amino acids.
AUGGUAAAGCAUGCCGAGAUCAAAAAAUCUUCUCAUGAUUCAAUUCCUUCUGAUUUCGAUGAUAUGCCUACCACCCUAGAAGACUUGUUCCACAUUUCUUUAGAACAUAAUUAUUCAGGAACAAUAUUAACAUUAUUUUCACACGGUAUUGAUAUUAAUUCAAGAGAUAUUGAAGGAAGAACUGCUAUUCAUUAUUUGGCUGCAGCCUCUUGCAAAAACAUUUUGGAAUUUCUUAUUAGAAAAGGUGCAGAUAUUAAUGCAAGAGAUAAUAACAAUAAUACAGCACUUCAUUUUGGAAUUUUGGAAAGCGUAGAUUUCCCAGUUACAACGUCUCGCUCAGCUGUUAAUACCGAAACAAUAAAAUUCCUUGUUUCACAAGGUAUUGACAUCAAUGUAAGGAAUAAUAAUGGAAUAACAGCUCUUCAUAUUGCGAUCAAAAGAAAUGAUAAGGAAAUAAUUGACUAUCUUAUUUCUCAUGGAGCCAAUGCUACUCUUAGGGAUAAUAAUAACAAAACAGCUCUACAUUAUGCAGCAAUAAAUGAAUCAAAAGGUAUACUGGAUUUAAUCAUUUCUCAUGGAGUAGAAAUAAAUUCCAGAGAUAAUGACAACAAAACUGCUCUUCAUUAUGCUGCAGAUUUUAAAAGAAAAGGAGCAAUCGGAUUCCUUAUUUCACAUGGAGCAGAUAUUAAUGCAAAAGACAAUGAUAAUCAAACACCUCUUUAUUUAUCAUUGAAAAAGCAAAUGAACACAUUUCCAUGGGACCCCUUAAAAAAUCAGAAUGAAGAAAGAAAUUUAUAUGAUAUCAUUGAAUAUUUUAUUUCACAUGGAGCUGAUAUAAAUUCAAAAGAUAAAGAUGGUAAAAUUGCAAUUCAUUUGGCAUCAAGUCUUGGUAUUUUGAGAAUUGUAGAACUUAUAGUUUCAAAUGGUACCGAUAUCAAUGCAAAAGAUAAUAAUGGUAAAACUGCUCUCCAUUACGCUGCAGAACUUAAUAGCAAAGAAAUCGCCGAAUUUCUUAUUUCUCAAGGAGCAGACAUCAAUAUCAAAGACAACAACAAUAAAACAGUUCUUCAUUAUGCAGUCGAAAGAAAUGAGAUGGAAUUUAUUUCAUAUCUGAUUUCACAUGGAUUAGAUGUGAAUGCCCGGGAUAAUGAUGAUAAUACAGUUCUUCAUUUCGCCGUAACCGGCGAUAAAGAGCCAACAAAAUUUUUUGUUUCAAAAUGGAACCAAAACAAUAAAUCUAAUAAAAUAGAAUUCCCUGUUUCAAAAUGGAACCAAAACAAUAAAUCUAAUAAAAUAGAAUUCCUUAUUUCAAAAGGUGUUGAUAAUCAAUGCCAGAAAUAA